Molecule: messenger RNA, 1403 nt
Organism: Eruca vesicaria subsp. sativa (arugula)
Lineage: Eukaryota; Viridiplantae; Streptophyta; Magnoliopsida; Brassicales; Brassicaceae
Source: the annotation of a GenBank genome assembly
AUGGAUCCCCAAGCUUUCAUCCGUCUCUCAGUAAGCUCACUUGCCUUAAGAAGUCCCAAGUAUCUCUUACCCUCUGCUUCAACCUCUGAUGAGAAGACAAACUCUUGUUCCCAAUGCUCUUGCGAGAUAAAACUCAGAGGCUUCCCUGUUCAGACAACAUCUAUCCCGUUGAUGCCAUCCUUAGACGCAGCUCCUGACCAUCACAGCGUUUCCACUAGCUUUUAUCUCGAAGAGUCUGAUUUGAGAGCUCUCCUGACCCCUGGAUGCUUCUAUAACCCUAAUGCUCACUUGGAAGUUUCUGUUUUUUGUGGUAAGAAGAGUUCUUCUCAUUGUGGAGUUGGUGCUAAAAGACAGCAGAUUGGGGUGUUUAAGUUGGAGGUAGGUCCUGAAUGGGGAGAAGGAAAGCCAGUGAUUCUGUUUAAUGGAUGGAUUAAUAUUGGAAAGAACAAGAGAGAUGGUGGUGCACAACUUCAUCUGAGAGUGAAGCUUGAUCCUGAUCCUAGGUAUGUUUUUCAGUUUGAGGAUGUAACUACUUUGAGUCCUCAGAUAGUUCAGCUUCGUGGCUCGGUCAAGCAACCUAUCUUCAGCUGCAAGUUUAGCCGAGACAGGGUGUCACAGGUGGAUCCGUUGAACGGAUACUGGUCAAGUUCAGGGGAUGGAACCGAGCUUGGGAGCGAGAGACGUGAGAGAAAAGGCUGGAAAGUGAAGAUACAUGAUCUCUCCGGCUCUGCUGUUGCUGCAGCUUUCAUAACAACACCUUUUGUCCCAUCCACUGGCUGUGAUUGGGUGGCCAAGUCCAACCCUGGUGCUUGGCACGUGGUCCGGCCCGACCCGUGCCGACCAAACAGCUGGCAGCCUUGGGGAAAGCUCGAAGCAUGGCGGGAACGCGGGAUCAGAGACUCUGUAUGCUGCAGGUUCCAUAUCCUGUCCAACGGGCAAGAAGUUGGAGAUGUUUUAAUGUCAGAGAUACUCAUCAGCGCUGAGAAAGGAGGGGAGUUUUUGAUAGAUACGGAUAAACAGAUGCUGACGGUUGCAGCUACACCGAUCCCGAGCCCGCAGAGCAGCGGAGACUACUCGGGUUUGGGACAGUGUGUGUCUGGAGGCGGGUUUGUGAUGAGCUCGAGAGUGCAAGGGGAAGGGAAAAGCAGUAAGCCAGUUGUGCAGUUGGCUAUGAGGCAUGUGACUUGUGUGGAAGAUGCAGCUAUCUUCAUGGCGCUUGCUGCUGCUGUUGAUCUUAGCAUUCUGGCUUGUAAACCUUUCAGGAGGACUAGCCGGAGAAGGUUCCGCCAUUACUCAUGGUGACCAAAGGGAACUCUCUGUUUCUUUUUCUUUAUGUGUACAGUUUUUUAAUUGAAUCCCAACUCCCCAAGUCAUUGUAUUAGGAAGAAGAAACUGGUUUAAGA